AUGUUGGCGGGAAACAGGCUGUACGUGCUGCUCGUGGCCGUGCCUGUGGCGCUGGCCGCAAAGCCGCUUGGCUGCUCGGACGGCGUCGUGUUCGGGCUCUGCUGCUUUGGCAUCCUGCCGCUCGCCGCCCUCCUCGGCGAUGCGACCGAGCAGGUUGCGCUCCACACCAACGAGACCCUCAGCGGGCUGCUCAACGCGACGUUCGGCAAUGCGACUGAGCUCAUCGUCGCGAUCUGCGCGCUCAACCGGGGCCUCCUCGCCGUGGUCCAAACCUCCCUCCUCGGCUCGAUCCUCUCAAACACCCUGCUCGUACUCGGCUGCGCCUGCCUCGCGGGCGGCCGACGUUCCCGUGAGCGACUGCCCGCCCACCUUCAGGUGGCGGCCAUCUCGAACGCUGCGCUGCUGCAGAUUGCAGUGCUCGGACUGCUGCUGCCGACCAUCAUGCACUACGCCAAGGACGACAUGGACUUUAUGCAGCCUCUGUCGCACGGCAUCUCGAUCGGGCUGCUGCUGCUCUACCUGCUCUACAUCUACUUCCAGCUCUUCACGCACCACUUCCUCUUCGAGGCGCCGCUCGAGGGCGACAAGUCGCUGCAGGACCAGGAGCCCGAGGAGGACGAGGAGGACGAGGAGGACGAGGUGCUCCUCUCCUUCUCGGGCGGGCUGCUCUGGCUCGGCAUCGCCACCGUGGCGAUCGCUUUCCUCUCGGAGGAGCUCACCGGCGCCCUCGAGCCCGCCGCCGCGGCGUGGGGGUUGCCGCAGGCCUUCGUCGGCUUCUGCUUGCUCCCCAUCGUCGGCAACGCGGCCGAGCACUCCACCGCCAUCGUGUGUGCGUACAAGCAGAAGAUGGACCUCGCGCUCGGGGUGGCGCUCGGCUCGUCGACGCAGAUCGCCCUCUUCGUCAUCCCGGUGAUGGUGGUCAUCGGCUGGGUCAUCCAGCAGCCCCUCGAUCUCUUCUUUGGCCCCUUCCCGACAGCAGUCACAUUCCUCUCCACCAACCUCGUCUUCAUGGUGGUGCAGAACGGCGAGACCAACUGGCUCGAAGGCGCCAUGCUUCUCUUCUCGUACGCCAUCAUCUGCUUCUCCUUCCUGUUUUAUUGA
This is a messenger RNA of Emiliania huxleyi CCMP1516, 1101 nucleotides long. RefSeq lists its product as hypothetical. Gene Ontology annotation, molecular function: calcium:proton antiporter activity. The coding region runs from base 1 to 1101 and encodes 366 amino acids. Gene Ontology annotation, biological process: intracellular calcium ion homeostasis; calcium ion transmembrane transport. NCBI's taxonomy places the organism in Eukaryota, Haptophyta, Isochrysidales, Noelaerhabdaceae. The transcript is spliced from 2 exons. Gene Ontology annotation, cellular component: membrane. The record is from RefSeq and is a predicted model, not a curated record.